GCACUUGUCUGCUUUCUGGCGCCGUAGCGGGCAGUAGAAUUCUCUGGCUCAGAGGGACGGUGUUGUUAUUAUUCCUUUUAACUGCAUCACAUUUUUCUGUUGACCAAUCAAUAGCGCAGAAUGCUGGCGGAAGUUACCGUUGUAAACUAGGAAUACGAAACAUGGCGUCAGUUUUAAACUGACUCGGAUCGAGCUGGAGUGCUCGCCUGAAAAAUUAAGGCCAUGUCUGCUGGAGAGUCCCGAGCAACAUUAAGAAAACAAGACCUUCAUAGGUCAACAACAUCCAAGUACAGAGAUUCUAAGCACAGUAUGCGGGAGUCACAGAAAACAAGUGCAGCUUCAUCUGGAAAGAGCUCUGCUGAUGAAAUUGCAAGGCUGCAAGAGAUCAUUGUUCACCUCCAGAAGGAACGUGAACACUCACAGAAAUCUGAAGGAAGUAGUUUUGAUACAGAGGAAGAUUUGAGAUGGAAACUCAACAGAUCUGAAAAGGAGAAGCUGGACAUCAUUACCAAGUACAAUGAAGAGAUUUCAAGAUAUGAAAGUCAGGUGGCCAAGUUAAGAGCUCAGCUUGAGAAAGGGGAGGCUAUACGGCAGAAUGUGGAGUAUGAGAUUGCACUGGUGAGGAAGGAUGCUGGGCUGGAAAAAUGCACUGCAGAGGAAAGGAUGGCAAAUUUGUAUCAAGUGAAAGAACAAUUGAAAGCGCAAAAUGAAGAAAUGCAGCAGAGAAUUGCUGAUUUGCAGAAUGCUUUGCACAUCUCUCAGAAAGCACGAGAGGAAGACCAGCAUGUGCUUCAGAGUGAGCUGGAGGAGAGGGACAGAAUUAUUCAGACCUGCAACACUGACACCGAGCUCCUUUCUGCAGAGAGAGAUCGAUUGGAGGAAGUCCUUCAGGGCCAAGAAGAAACAUUAAUGAACCUACAUAAAAAGCUGAUGGAGCUGGAAAUGGACCAAAACAAAGAUGAAGAUGCUCUGAGACGUCAAGCAAGCGAGCUGGAGUACAGUGCCGAACGAGAGGAGAGAUUAAAAAAAGAAUUAGAGACAGCUUUGCAGAGAGUGAAGAAUCUGGAUGAAAAUGUUGAGUCGGAAAGAGCAGCCCACUUAGAAUCUAAAUUCAACUCUGAAAUCAUUCAGUUGAGGAUUCGUGACCUUGAAGCUGCACUACAGGUUGAAAAAUCAAGCCAUGCCGAAGCUGUGUCCAAUUUCGAAAUGAUUAAACAGCAGUUCAGAGAGGUGGAGAAGGCAUACAAGCAAGAGAAAGAAAAUGCCCAACAAUCCAUAGAAAAACUACAAAGGUUUGAAAAUGACAGUUCAUCUUUAUCAAAACAAAUAAGUCAAGAAAUAGAACAAUACAAGAAAGAAAUUGCAGACUUGUCUGAAAAACUGCAGGGCCAUGAGAAAACAUCAGCCGAACUUGAGAUGGCAAAUGAACGUAAGGCCUAUUUUCAAGAGGCUUAUGAGAGCUGCAUGCGAGAAUUGGAGCUACUCUUGCACCAUUGCAAUAUGUCAGGCCUGCGGACAUCAGGUGAGAGAGACAAAGAGAAACCCCAGAACUUCACUGUCAUUAUUGAGAACUUGAGGAGGACCUUGACAUGUUACCAGGACAGAUUUGAAGAUACUUCAAAUGAGCUGGUUCAAAUGACUAAAGAAUGUCAGUUGAAAGAAGAAACAAUCCAGGCACAGAACAAAGAGAUUGAGGAAGCACAACAGAACCUUUCUGAUGCCAGCAAUGAGUUAAGUGAACUGCGUUCUGAAUGCGCAGACAGAGAGGCCCUCGUAGGCAAAGCUGAAAUGGAGCUGCAGAAUAUGCGGCACCACUGGGAGACAGAGAAAAUGCGUGCCAUGGAAGCUGAAAAUGAAAUCCAGAAGCUUACUCAGGUUCACCAGAAGGAUUCAGAGGAGAAGCUGACCUUUCUCCAUAAUCUGUACCAGCAUUUGGUAGCGGGCUGUGUGUUAAUAAAACAACCAGAGGGCUUGCUGGGGAGAUUCUCCUGGUCAGAGCUGUGUACAGUCCUGCAGGAGCACGUUGACGCCUUGACAUCUGACCUCCACAGAGCUAAUGAGAAGAUAUCCCAUCUAGAGUAUGUUUGUAAGAACAGAGAUGAUGCGGUGAAGGAGCUGCAGCAGACCCAGGAAAACAUGUUCUGUAAACUGGCAAAGCAAGUCAAAGGUCGCGAAGCUGGCUGGCAGAAGCAGAAGAAAGACUUGGAGCAGCAUUAUUCUGCUUUGAUUGGGGAAGUUCAUGCCAGAGCACAGAACUGUCAAGGAGUAGCUGAUAAAGCCAACGAGAAAGUGGCUAGUCUAGAGAAGAUCAGGGAUCAGAUGGCACUUGAACUCUUGCAUCUCAAGCAGGUCUUACCUGGAACCCAAAGAGAGAAUGCUGCUCUCCUGUCCGCCUGCGCUUUGAUGGCAGGGGCCCUUUACCCCCUUUACUGUAACCUGUGUGCUAUAUCUAGCCAAAAGGACAUGCUGCUGGAGCAGGUCAAUGCCACCUUGGCAUUUAAAAAUCAGAUCGAGACUCUGGUUCUUGCGUUAUCUUCGGAGGACAAAAAAGAGGAGAAGCGUGGGGGCAACGUUCCGAGACUGCAGUCUAAUGGACUAAUUAAAGUUUUUCGGAAAGGCGUCAUAGCUGUGAUAGCGGCCAGACGCUUCCAGAGGUUAGGAAAGGCUUCAAGAUAUCUCUUCUCAUGGGCAGACGGCUUCCAGGAACUUCCAGGCCUGACGGUCCACAUGGGUUGGACAAAGCCAAGUCAACAAUCAAAAAGUAAAAAUAAAGAAAAUAAACAUGGCAUUCAAGCCCUGAAGUGGUUUACAAGUUCUGAUCUGCUGGCUAUAGUGGUCAGCUCUAUGAUGGAAUUACAAGACACCAUAUCUAAAACAGAUCCCAGUGCUCCGUCUGCAAGUCGUAUAUUGGUAAGCGCUGCUCAGAGCUCCUUUUCCAAGCUCAUGGAUCGGCUGAGGGUUGAAAUGGAUAAUGGCUCUGGGGAAUCUGCCAAACCCAUUAGAUACGGAGAGAAGGGAACCCUGGUGAGGAGGCUGGCACAUGGGCUGCACAAAUUGAAUUCAAGGAUGCUUAAAGCAGGAAUGCCUGCCACUGUGCCCAUGAAGCAAACCGUGUCCAUCUUGCAGGGUCGCAUUCUUGAGUUUACGCAACGCCUGCAUGCUGCUGAAGUGGAACGUCGCAAUUUACGUAUGGAACUCUCACAGUUUAAGCGCAGCAUGAAUGAAAUGAGAAAGGAGGCUGACAAAGCACUUGGACUGAAAGAAAAACUGAAGGAGUUUAAACAAGCUGCAAUGGUCCCUUUAGAGAGGUUUGAAAAUGUGUGCGAAGAACUGAACAGUGCCCUGCUAAGACAGCAGCAGGCCCAAAUGCUGCUCCAUGAACAGGCACAACAGCUGCAAGAGCUGGGUCUCAGGCUGGAGCAGCAUUCUGGUGAGGAAGCUGAGAAGGACCAGACCCUUACUGAGGCUGUGAAGAGUCUUUCCGAGGCAAAGAUGGAGCUGAGAAGAAAAGAUCAAUCUCUGCGUCAGCUCAGGAAACAUCUUUCCCAGCUGGAGCAGGACAAGCGUCGACUGGAGGAGAGCAUCCGUGAUGCAGAGAGCGCCCUGUGCAUGGCAGCCAAGAGUAAAGAUUUCAUCGCUGGCUACAUGAAUUCAGUAGAAGGCAGUGUUAAGGAGGUCAACGAACGGCUCUCACUGUCAUGGACUGCAGCCGCCAAGAAUGACUUCACCCUGCAGGUACCGAAGUACCUGGAGACCUUUGGAGCAGAAGGGCUGAAGGGUGGGCCAGAAGUUGUAGCUUGUCAGAAUUUUAUUACAAGCUUCAUGGACCUGUACCAGCUGGCAUGCUCAAAGAUAUCUACACUCGAAACUGAAUUGUCUUCACACCAGCAGCACAUUGCAGCCCUGAAAUCUGAACUGCAGACCGCAUGUCUGCGUGACAAUGAGGAGUUUCUUCCAUCUGAGAAGUUUCCCGAUCAAGACUUUACCACACUGCAGCCGGAGAUGGACGCCUCAUACAGCUUGCUGAGAGAGACGGCCGGAAGCAGCAGACGCAACAACCAGAACUCUUCUUAUGCUGUAACCAUAAAUACAUCCAAACGGGUCCAGAAAUCCUUUAAAUGAGAGCUGCAUUCAAAUAAAAUGCAGUGACCUACUGUGGGAAUACUAUUAAAAUGAAUGCUAAAAUGAUUUGCUGUUUUAUAGCCUUUUAUUUUCCUAUCUGUGCAUUAGUAAUGUAUAUUUGUAAUUAUUUUUGAUUAUUUGUCUAUUACUUAUGAAUGAAAAGUCAUCAGGGGCCAUGAACGGUCAAUGCAAAAAAAGUCUUUGUGUUUUGUAAAAUAUGUAUUUAUGUUUGAUGCUUAUUAUGCAUUUCCAAUUGUUAAAGUGACACAUUUUAGGUAAUAUUCUAAAGACUUAAAAGAAAAAAAAAAUCAAUAAGCCAUUUUAGUCUCUAUCUAUCAAAGUUGUUUCAUACUUGUCUGUUUUAAAGCGGGAAUACGGCACUUUAAUAGGAUCUUGCAAGCUAUUUGAAAUGUAUGCCAACGAUUCCUGUCAUUUCAUGGCAGCCCUGCCAUGGUUCACUGAGCCCCCACUUCUCUCUUGUCAGCUCAGCUGAAGACAAGCAUUUAGUUGCAAACUUGCAAACAGAAAUGAUGUGACUGCUACCCCUUCUGCACCAUAAUGUCACUCUUGGUCAAUGUGAGAAGGUUAGGUUGCUUCUUGUAAAGCUACACGCUAACACAUGCACAUCUGAAUGUGUUACUGCUGGCUGUGGUCUCAGAAGGCUCUUAAAACCUGUUUUUUUUAUUAGUGUAUAUUUGAUAAGGGAGAACCGGGGGCUGCAAAGGAUUCAGAUGACAUGUUUAUGAACUUAACAAGGACCAUUCCCAUUCCGGCACUGCAACUAAUUCCACUGACUUUUAUUUUUAUUUAACUCUCCAAGAAAAUGCUGCUUUGACCUUCGAAGACAGUCUCCCAUUCUGACUGGUACCCCAAGGGUGACGCCCAUGUUUGACAGCACAUGAAUCAAGGCCAUUGCCCUGCAUUUUCUGCCUUGUAGCACACAAAAGUAAAAUCACAUGUCAGGCCAAGAUGUCGGGGAGCUGACAAGAUGCCCCAGUGACAUUUCAGCUCGAAAGAGCAAGUGUCUUGCAACCAAGUGGUCAAAUAUCAAAUAAUAGGUCAAGCAGGAAGGAUUUGAGUGCUAACCAGAAGGCAGUUUCUGGCAACUUACUUGACAAGCGUUGGGGUGCUCUGCGACUUAACAAAGUGAAGUUCUGUAGGGUAUUGCUAGACAGUCUGUUCUGUAUUGCAUUCAAAAGAUCAGGCAUUGACAUUGAUUAAUCUCUUUAACCCCUUGAGCAUGGAGAUGGGUUCACAAAAUGCUACCAGCAGUGUAUUUCUGAUGUUUUAGUACAUAGUGUGGUGCAAAGAUAUUCCACAGCUCAUUACAAUAUCUGACCCCAUCAUCCUACAGUCGUAGUUUAUUCAGCACAGUAAGUUAUUUUACUGUAAAACAUAGAUGGUUUUGCCCCCUUGAUAGGAUUGAAUACUCAAAACCUUUCCCUCCCAUGAGCUUUUUUGUAUUCUGAACAAGAGAAAAUAAAAUAAUGGGUUUGCUGUUACACUAAUUAAGACAAAAUCAGAUAAUUAGUUUUUUUUUUUUUUUAUGAAGAACGUUUCAUGUACAGUAAGUGAAAGUAAUAUUUGUAUUUAUGUAAACCGUAUUACAUGCUACGUUCUUUUUUUAAAGUUUUUUGGUAGAUGUUUUAUUUUUCUUUUGUGUGUGUGUUGUAUUCCAAAACCUGAAGAUAAUGCCAAUUCAUACACAAAAUUGUAUGCUAGUUUUGACAACACUAAUGGCCAAUGAGUGGAUGGAUUUUUUUUAACGUUUUGGGGGACAUGUUUGUUAUAAAAAACAAAAAUCCAAACAAGAAAACAUACAAAAACAGUAUGUGUGCUGCGCUUGAAAACAUAUUUGUUCCAGUUUCUUUUUGGUGUAUAAUAAUUAUCAACCUUGUGUUUAUUUGAACUGAUUCCAUAAGUUUGAAAUGAACUGUAAUACUUUUCCUGUCAGUUUUAUUUGAGCCUGAUUGAGCUUUUUUUUUUUUUUUUUUUUUUUUACUUUUUUAUUAAAUUUUAUGUAGUACAUGAAAAUGAGUUGCUUAAAAUGCAAACAACAAAAAGAUGAGCACUCAGAAUCAAGCUAAAGAUCAUUCAUUUGCUGGAUGCUUGAUUAAACAUUAAAAAUUAAAUUGAAACAAUUACCCAAACUCCUGAAAAUUGAGUUCUUGCCACAUACAGUAUAGCAUUGAUCUCAUUAUGUACCCUUGCUAUUUUGAUAUGCUAGGGCUAUCUUUUUAAAAUCCCAUUUAUGUGUCAUAAAAGGAGUUCCUCGUUCUCUGGAUAAUGUCCUGUUUCUUCUUGUGCCAUGCAUAUUAUUUUGAAAAGAUGUAUUCUUUUGUGGAUUUACAGCUCCUUUAGUUGCUGAUUAUUUCAGUUAUAACCUUUGUAGAAAUGGAGAGUGAAUGCUAAAUACAACACCCCUUUAUUAUGAAUUAAAUAGUAAUUUAAGAGGUUGUCUGUGGCCUUAUUUUACUGCAGAAUAUAGAAGUAUUUUUUACCUAUGCUGAAAAUGAAAACAAAACAAAAAAUCCUGAAAUGGAUUGAUGAAAAUGAUUCACUAAAUUAAAGUGCGAUCUGGCAAGCAUAGCUAAUACGUUUUGUAAUUCUCUUUGCCCCAGUCUCCAGGAAUUCUUUUCAGCAGCAGGCACCAGCUGUAUAAUGUGGGAAUUAAUUAUCUGAGUUAUUGGUAUUAACAAUCUGUUCUUACCAUAAAACGAUUUUCAUGCAAACGUUGGGGCACAUAAUGGCGUUUAAAGGCUCAUUGUGCAUAGUGUAAAACAAGCAAUAAAGUUCAAUCAUGUUUUACCAACAUCCCAUUUUGAUAUGCCUACCUACCUUUGUGUGCUUGUUGUGAUUUAAAGCAGUGCAUGGUCUUCUUUCAGUGAAAUACACAGCCAGAGAUGUAGUCAACCUGUUCCACACCAUUGCUGGAAUCGCUAAAACAAAAUGGUCUUAAAGUAACAGCAUCUUAAGGUUAUACAUUAUUUUAUUUCCAAAUAAUAAAAAUACAAUUCCUGUUUAUAUUUCAGUGUGUUGCAAGACCUAUACAAUGAUGGAUUGUUCAUGUUUACCUUUUUAUUAAUCUUUUGAAUAAAAUAGCAAGUAGUUAGAUUAAAAUAAAAUUCAAUUGCAAAUGCUUUGACUGUCAGUCUUUCU
Molecule: messenger RNA, 7281 nt
Organism: Acipenser ruthenus (sterlet)
Lineage: Eukaryota; Metazoa; Chordata; Actinopteri; Acipenseriformes; Acipenseridae
Product: coiled-coil domain-containing protein 171-like
Exons: 25
Coding region: 223-4122 (1299 amino acids)
Source: RefSeq, a predicted model, not a curated record